Messenger RNA from Tigriopus californicus, 1424 nucleotides. RefSeq lists its product as uncharacterized. Gene Ontology annotation, molecular function: protein binding. Gene Ontology annotation, cellular component: PRC1 complex. The record is from RefSeq and is a predicted model, not a curated record. The coding region runs from base 167 to 1327 and encodes 386 amino acids. The transcript is spliced from 3 exons. NCBI's taxonomy places the organism in Eukaryota, Metazoa, Arthropoda, Copepoda, Harpacticoida, Harpacticidae.
UCUUCUCUUAUUUUCGGCGGCGGGGGUCUGAUGCAUGAUUUGCCGUUGAACGACGACGUUCGUCAAGCUCGGUCGUUCAGUCAAGAGGAGAGCGUCACACAGAGUACCUUUCUCUCCCACUCUGGAUGGAUGCUACAGGAAUCUAGUUCGAAGUCUGUGAUGGUCAAUGGUUGUAAUUGUGAUGAGUGAUUCCGCCCAUAAAUCAGCCGAUUCUUCGAGACCAAACUUCAUGGGUAUGAUGGCCAACGCUCAACAACAGCAGCAGCAGCAUCAACAACAACCAAAGCAACCUCCCGCAGCCCAACCGAUCAAGAGUUACAGUGACUUUAUGAGAAGCCUCGCCGCCAAAUAUAAUAACAACGAGUCUUCCUCAUCUUCACCACCGGCCAAUGAUCUGGCCGAAUCUCUCAAACUCGGGUUUUCUCCGCUGAACCCAUUUUUGGGCUUCCCCUCUCCAUUUCGAAUGCCCUUGAACUCGCAAGGCUAUCCUCCGGGAUUGAAUCCCUUGUUGCAACAUGCCUCCAAAGAUGAACAAAUUAGAGCUGCGGCAGCUGCCAUGAUGAGCUCCAUUCCAGGAAUGGGAUUUCCUUCCAUGAUUGACCAACUAUCCUCCACUCAAGCUCUAUUGAACUUGGCUGCAGCUCGAACCUCGACCACCAUGGCGAACUCUGAAAGUGGUGAGCCACCCAUGAAGAUUCGAAAACGUGAUAGCACCACAAAUAAACCCAUCAAGAACGAGCACCAUCCACUGGAUUUGAGCGGAAGUAAUCCACCCUCACCCUCCUCUAAAUCAGAGGCCGAUCAAAGAAUUGAUACCAAAGAAACCCAACAACGCCAAUUUCUUCUCCAUCAACACCACCAACAUCACCAACAACUCCAAAAACACCAUCACCGUCAAAAACAACCAGAGCCAGAGAUCAACCAUCCGGAACGACGUCCAGAUUCUCCGGAAAUGGACGCGGCUGUUUUACAAUGGACUGUCUCAGAUGUCGUGGAUUUUGUGGACUCCAUAGACAUGUGCAAGGAAUACAGCUCGGUAUUUCAAGAGCACAACAUUGAUGGUCCCUCACUAGCUCUCUUGACCGACGAUCAUCUUACCAAGAGACUGGGCUUGAAGCUCGGUCCCGCUCUCAAACUUCGUUCCAUGGUCCAAAGCAAGUUCCACAUGGCUUCUUCGUCCACGUCAUCAUCGAAGAUUGCUCUGGGAGCCUGUAUUCACUGUACCCAUUGUCAGGAACGCCUGAAGUCCAUGGUACAACGAGACAAGAAGUCCAAGUCUGUCGUCAGCCAGAGGUCCAAUUCCCCGGAGCCUCAACCAGACCCCUAGUCCCCUAGUGUCGUUCAAUGCUCUGCUUAACCGGACAACUAUGUUUCCGCCUUUGCUUUGUUGGUCAAUGUGCUUUGUGCAAUACACACAUGUCGAG